AUGACACAUCCACCCAUACAGUGCCAGCUACCAUGCGCAGGGAAACGGGACCGGGACCAUGACCAUAACCAUCCUGCCGCCAGCCACCGUCGGGGUUUAUUUAUAAAACAGCUCCCCUGCUGCCGUUCGCUGGCCUGGUGCUUUGUAGCACUGCUGUGGUUCACUGCUUUAAGCUCUGUAUCUGCCGCCCCUGGAUGUCGUCCGUCAGUAAAUGUGCUGCCCUUCAAGGACGACGUUGACGACUAUAACAAAAUCGACUGCGUUUCUGUUUUGAGAAGUACGGUUUGGGCAACCAGCACGACAACUAUUACUCUUCUUUUUCCUUCUGCUUCUUCUUCUGCUUCUGCUUCUUCUUUUUCUGCCGCUACUUCCACUCCCGCGGCCGAUUAUCCUGUCAUUUCGCAGACAUCUGAGAGUACAACCCCGCGCCCCUACGAAGGCUCGUGUCGGGUUCGUCCCACUCGGCCCACUCACAAACCUCCCAGCCCUAGUUCGCCAAUUCCCAGUUUGCCCAGCGUAUAUCCAACCAGGCCGAGCCCCCCCAGUCCCAGCCCAUCACAUAACAUGUCGAGUCCUGACGGCUAUAAGUCUAUUGUGUACUACGUCAAUUGGGCCAUCUACGCCCGUAAUUACAACCCACAGGAUCUGCCAGUGAAAAAGCUGACCCAUGUUCUGUAUGCGUUCGCGAAUGUUCGCGCAGAAAGUGGAGAAGUUUUUCUGACCGAUACCUGGGCGGAUACCGACAAGCAUUUUCCAACUGAUUCGUGGAGUGAGACUGGAAACAAUGUCUACGGUUGUGUUAAGCAGCUUUUCCUGCUCAAAAAGCAGAAUAGACACCUGAAGGUCCUGCUUUCCAUUGGUGGAUGGACAUAUUCUCCCCAUUUUGGUGCUGCCGUGAGCACACCAGCCGCCAGAACUAAAUUUGCUGAAUCUGCCACGCAGUUGCUGCUUAACUUGGGAUUUGAUGGACUUGACGUUGACUGGGAAUAUCCCAAAGAUGAUGAGGAAGCAAAAAACCUUGUCGAGCUCCUUAAAACAACCAGAGAGGUGCUCGAUCGUGCAGGUGGCAAAGAUCGCAGAUUCCUUCUAACUGUAGCUUGCCCGGCAGGUCGCCAAAAUUUCGAGAAGCUCCGCCUCGCGGAAAUGACCCCCUAUCUAGACUUCUAUAAUUUAAUGGCAUACGACUACUCCGGAAGCUGGGAUACGAUAGCAGGCCAUCAAUCAAAUAUUGAGCCCUCAAAAUCCAAUCCAAAGUCAACUCCUUUCUCCACCAAGGAAGCUGUGGAUUAUUACCUUGGCGUCGGCAAUGUGCCACCCUCCAAACUUAUUUUGGGCAUGCCAUUAUAUGGGCGCACUUUCGCCGACACUGACGGCCCCGGAACUCCCUUCCAUGGAGAUGGUGGCCAGGGCAGCUUUGAGAAAGGGAUUUGGGAUUACAAAUCCCUGCCCAAGGUGGGAGCCGUGGAGUACAUAGAUAGCCUUGAAAAAGGUGGUUGCGGUGCAUCAUGGAGCUAUGAUUCAUCCUCUCGCACAAUGAUUUCGUAUGACAAUGUGGCGAUGGUGGAGGAGAAGACAAAAUAUAUUAUUCAAAAGGGCCUUGGUGGUGGUAUGUGGUGGGAGUCGAGUGGUGACAGAGACCCCCGCAAUGGAGACAAAGCCAAUGGCAGUCUUAUUGGCACCUUUGUUGAAGGGGUUGGGGGAAAGUUGGAGACGUCGGAGAAUGCGCUGAGCUAUCCGGAGAGUAAGUAUGACAACCUGAGGGCCGGGUUUCCCAAUGGUACGACACAACACUAG
This is a messenger RNA of Histoplasma mississippiense, 1794 nucleotides long. Its product is annotated as endochitinase 1 precursor. The transcript has 7 exons. Gene Ontology annotation, biological process: chitin catabolic process; carbohydrate metabolic process. Bases 1 to 1794 code for a protein of 597 amino acids. Gene Ontology annotation, molecular function: chitin binding; chitinase activity. Lineage: Eukaryota; Fungi; Ascomycota; Eurotiomycetes; Onygenales; Ajellomycetaceae. Gene Ontology annotation, cellular component: extracellular region. The record is from RefSeq and is a predicted model, not a curated record.